This is a messenger RNA of Gossypium raimondii (Peruvian cotton), 2189 nucleotides long. RefSeq names its product pentatricopeptide repeat-containing protein At5g48910. The transcript has a single exon. The record is from RefSeq and is a predicted model, not a curated record. Gene Ontology annotation, molecular function: RNA binding; zinc ion binding; protein binding. Bases 131 to 2065 code for a protein of 644 amino acids. Gene Ontology annotation, biological process: RNA modification. Lineage: Eukaryota; Viridiplantae; Streptophyta; Magnoliopsida; Malvales; Malvaceae.
CUUCCAUUGGUUAGUGUUACAACUGUAUUCACCUAAACCCGCCAUAUCCUUGGAAGAAACCUCCCCUCCUCCACCACCCAAAAUAAACCCCAUCCACAGCUUCAGAAGCCUCCACAUGUGAACCGCCUGGAUGAACCCAACAACAAUCGCCGCCACCGCUGGAUCACCUACCCACCCUUCAUCGCUCUUCCCACAAAUCACAAGAUGCAAAACCAUGAGAGAACUUCACCAAGUCCACGCCCUCUUCCUCAAAACAGGCCAAAUCCACGACCCUUUAGCCGCAGCCGAAAUUCUCAAAUUCUGCUCCCUUUCCGCUCACCGUGACAUCGGCUACGCCCGCAAGGUUUUCCGCCAAAUGAGCGAACCUAACUGUUUUUCUUGGAACACAGUCAUCCGAGCUCUAACGGAAUCUGAUGAAAACGAUGAAACGAAUGAACCGCUAGAAGCAUUGCUUUUAUUCACUGAAAUGCUCACCGACGGGACCGUUUUGCCUAACAGAUUUACUUUUCCUUCGGUUUUUAAGGCCUGUGCUAGAACUGGGAAGCUUCUAGAAGGGGAACAGGUUCAUGGUUUAGCUGUGAAAUUUGGGUUUGAAAAAGAUGAGUUUGUUGCGAGCAAUCUUGUAAGAAUGUAUGUUAUGUGUGGAGCCAUGGAGAAAGCUCAGUUUCUGCUUAACAAAAUGAUGGUUGAAUUUGAAAAUGAUGGCAAAUUAGUAAAUGAUAAGAGGAGAAUAGAGGGUAAUAUUGUUUUAUGGAAUGUGAUGAUCGAUGGGUAUAUCAGAAUUGGGGAUUUAACGGCUGCUAGGGAAUUGUUUGAUAAAAUGUCUCAAAGAAGUGUAAUUUCAUGGAAUGUGAUGAUUUCCGGAUACGCCCAAAAUGGAUAUUUUAUGGAAGCAAUUGAGAUGUUUCGUUUGAUGCAAAUGGGGAAAGUGAGGCCUAAUUACGUGACUUUGGUGAGCGUUCUUUCUGCAAUUUCAAGAAUUGGGGCACUUGAGUUGGGGAAAUGGGUGCAUUUGUAUGCUGAGAGGAAUGACAUUGUGAUCGAUGAUGUGCUUGGCUCUGCAUUGAUUGAUAUGUAUGCUAAGUGCGGGAGCAUUGAGAAAGCAGUUCAGGUCUUUAACAGGAUAAGUAAACCGAAUACAAUUACAUGGAGUGCGAUAAUCGGGGGUCUCGCAAUCCAUGGUAGAGCGAAGGAUGCUCUUGAUUAUUUUUCAAGGAUGGAACGUGAGGGGGUAACUCCUAGUGGUGUUGUCUACAUAGGUAUCUUGACUGCUUGUAGCCAUGCAGGGUUAGUAGAAGAGGGGCGUUUAUUUUUCAAUCAUAUUGUCAAUGAGGUUGACUUUGAACCUAGGCUUGAACAUUAUGGAUGUAUGGUUGAUCUAUUAGGCCGUGCUGGGCUACUUAAAGAAGCUGAAGAGUUUAUAUUGAACAUGCCAAUAAAACCCGAUGAUGUGACAUGGAAGGCCUUGUUAGGUGCCUGUAAGAUGCAUGGGAAUAUAGAGAUGGGAGACCGUGUUGCACAGAUUUUGAUGAAUAUGGCUCCUCGUGAUAGCGGAGCUUACGUGGCAUUGUCAAAUAUAUAUGCUGCUUCUAGAGAUUGGGAAUCAGUUGCAAGGGUGAGGUUAAAAAUGAAUGAGAUGAAUGUAAGGAAAGACCCUGGAUGCAGUUGGAUUGAGCUAGAUGGAAUUGUUCAUCAGUUUCUUGUGGAAGAUGAUUCCCACCCCAGAGCUAAAGAGAUUCAUUCAAUGCUACUCGAAAUUGCCGAGCAAAUGAGGUUGGUAGGAUAUAAGCCUGAUACCUCGCAAGUUUUGCUCAACAUCGACGAUGAGGAAGAAAAAGAAAGCACACUAUACUAUCACAGUGAAAGGAUUGCCAUUGCAUUUGGCUUAAUCAGCACAAACCCUGGAACACCGCUUGGGAUAGUGAAGAACCUCCGUGUAUGCGAUGAUUGUCACUCUUGGAUAAAACUAAUCUCGAAGAUCUACAAACGCGAAAUAAUUGUUAGGGAUCGAAGGCGUUUUCACCAUUUUGAGAAUGGUUUAUGUUCUUGCAAGGACUACUGGUGACACCCCUCCUCCAUUCCCCAUUUAUGUGGUUUUAAGUAUAUACUAAUAACUUCUUUAGUGGUAGCAUUAAAUAAUUAGUUAUCUCUGAUUUGAAUCAAAAUUUUUGAAGAAACAUGACUGCAAA